GUGCUCAAUGAUCUUGUAUAUAAUUGGUUAAAUUAACAUGGAGCUUACUAGAAAUCUUUAGAACUUUUCUUAAAGUUAAUUGAAAAUCUUUAACUAUUAUUUUGUUGGAUUUUUAAAAUUAUCAUUACACUACAGUAUUUUGACUAAAAAUACAUGAAUUAACUGGUUUCAUAAGAAAUAACAAUGUCAGAACUUGGAUCUACAUCAAAUGCGUCUAUUCAUCGUAAUGCAAAUGAUGAUGGGAAAAGUAGAAGUCGUUAUUUUUUACAUCAUCAUGGCCCAGAUCAUUCUCAAAGACGGUCGUUGAGUUCCUUCAAGCAGCAUAUAUCUAGUACUGCGUUAGGUCAUUUAAUAUCGAAUGCUAGUCAAAAACAUCUAUCUCGACAACAUGAGACAAAUCAUCGAUUUGAAUACUCCAGUGCUGGUAGUCUUUCGCAUAAUCGAGCACAUUUACGUAAAGGAAGCAAUAAUCAUCAUAAAACUGGUGAUAAAGUUUUUGAAGUUAUUUUAAAAGGACAUGUUUUUGUACGUGCUACUUGUUCACGACUUCGAGAUCUGUGCGAAUUCUGUCUACAUUCAGUUCAUGGUCACUCUUAUUUGUAUUGCAGAAAUUGUCCUGUCGUAAUUCACAAUAAAGAUAUUUGUCAAGAACAUCUUACCAGAGUGUGUCCUGCUCCAGAAAUAGGAGUUACAGGAUGGGGUGAAGGAAACUAUGCAAUUAAAUUUGAAGAAAGCCCAAUAAUAGAUUUAGAAGCAGUAUUCCUUUCAGCACUACCUGGCCUUCAGUCUAAUAAAUGCUUUGAAUGUGGAUGUGUAUUAGAUUCACACAGCGGACAUGAACUUAAAACAAAUAAUAAAAUGAAUGGAAAUAAUGUUUCGUCCAAUAAUAAUAAUCACAAAUCAGUGAGACGUCAGAAAUCAUACAAAGAAAUAUUUUCACACUUACGACGUGUUCGUUCGCAACAUCAGUUCAGUCAAAGCGACGUUACUUCACAAGCUACAACUAUGCGUAUUUGUCAUAUGACUGGAAAAUAUUAUUGCGAACGUUGUCACUGGGAUGACACUUGGUAUGUGCCAGGUUCAAUAUUCCUCCUAAACGAUACAUCUAAACAACCUGUUUGUCGCUCAGUUUACAUUAAAUUGCGCGUUAUUUGGGAUUCUUUGAUAUUGAAAGUUCCAGCUUAUUGGCAUCGAGAUAACCUUGAAGCUGGAAAGGUUUACGAGGUUCGCACCAAAUUACAAACACUUUUACGCUACGCAAUGUUAUGUGCACAGGCUUCUUCCAUAAAGGCUAGUGCUGAACUUUCUGGACCAAGCUAUUUGUUGGGUAAUCCUGAUUAUUUUCGUAUGUGUGAUGUCCUUGAUGUACUCAAUGGGACACUUUAUUCUAGAUUAGAGGCGUAUCUGAAAAUCUGGUCUGAGCAUAAAGCACAUUGUGAAAUUUGUAAUGAUACCGGAAAAUUUAUUGAACCGGAUGAUGCAAUAUGGCUUGGCAAAAAACCAUCAUAAUACAAUUACAAUUUUCUAAAAAAAAAAACCCGCACCAUGUUUUUUCCGUAGCGAUAUUAUAAUAAAGUUCGUUCUGUUUGUCUGUUUGUUUGUUUGGGUAUUUUUUGUUGUUGAAAAGAAACAAAUUUAUUUUGUAAAAUUAUUUGAAUUACGUAUUUUUUUUUCUCACAUCAUUAUUUAUUCAAUAUUGAUUGAUUAAAUAAUUAUUAAAUGUUCAAUGCCAAAAAAAAACUAUUUUUGUUUUCUUCUCUAAACUGUACUUUCAAUUUAUUUCUUUUUUCAUUGAAUAUUGAUUUUCGAAUUAUUUGAUUUAUUGAUUAUUUAGAUGUUUUGUUAUUUCAUAAAUAAAUAAAUCGUGUUAUUAAAAGAUCAAACUAUUAUCAAUUGAAAUCAACAUGGAAUAUAAUAUUUGGUUGUUUGUUUGUUCUUUUUUUUUUGAAUGAAGAAACUUGUGACUUACACUUAGAUAGUAGAAUCAUAGUUUAAUUCAUUAUUAUAUAGAAUAUAUUUAUUAUAUAAUAG
This is a messenger RNA of Schistosoma margrebowiei, 2031 nucleotides long. Lineage: Eukaryota; Metazoa; Platyhelminthes; Trematoda; Strigeidida; Schistosomatidae. The record is from the annotation of a GenBank genome assembly.